UGUGUGUGUGUGUGUGUGUAUAUAUAUAUAUAUAUAUUCAUCUCUUUAUUUUUCCUUUCUCUUUAUACAAAGUACAUCAAUAUUUUUCCUUUCCCUUAUUCUCCCAAGCUUUUGAUGGCGAAAACUACAAAACAAAACCAGAAAAACACUAGUACUGCUUCAAAAAACGACAGCAUCAAGAACAACAAUAUCUCUGCAACAACAAAAGCGAAGCGCACACGAAAGACUGUUCCCCGAAACUCACCCCAGCAGCGUAGUUCAAUCUACAGAGGAGUCACAAGACAUCGAUGGACCGGACGAUAUGAAGCUCAUUUGUGGGAUAAGAAUUGCUGGAAUGAAUCACAGAACAAGAAAGGAAGACAAGUAUAUCUUGGGGCAUAUGAUGAUGAGGAGGCUGCAGCACAUGCCUAUGACUUGGCAGCAUUGAAGUACUGGGGACAAGAUACAAUCCUUAAUUUCCCAUUAUCAACAUAUGAAGAAGAGCUCAAAGAAAUGAAUGGUCAAUCGAAAGAAGAAUAUAUUGGAUCUUUGAGAAGGAAAAGUAGCGGAUUUUCACGAGGGGUGUCAAAAUAUAGAGGCGUGGCAAGACACCAUCAUAAUGGAAGAUGGGAAGCUCGAAUUGGCAGAGUAUUCGGAAACAAAUAUCUCUAUCUUGGAACAUAUGCUACCCAAGAAGAAGCAGCCACGGCUUAUGAUAUGGCAGCCAUAGAGUACCGUGGACUUAACGCCGUUACUAACUUUGACCUUAGUCGUUAUGUCAAAUGGUUACAUCCAAACCACCAAAAUAACCCUAGUAAUUUUCAACCAAACUCUGACGGUGAUCUUAAUCCAAUUCCAAAUCAAAAUCCUCAAUUAGGAUUAGAUUUGUCACCUAGUCAUGAGACCUCGAGUGCUAAUAAGUCAACCACGGUCCUACCACGGACCGCCAUUGGUGGUGGUGGUAAUUCAACCUCGUCGGCAUUAGGGUUACUAUUACAAUCUACUAAAUUCAAAGAAAUGCUUGAAAGGACCUCGACAACAUCCAACUACCUGUCACCACCUCCGGAGGCUAGCCCACCGCGGAGGAGCUUUCCCGAUGACAUACAAACUUAUUUUCAUUGCCAUGAGCCCAGUAGCCAUGUUGAGGGAGAUGACAUUAUUUUUGGUGACUUAGAUACAUUUACUUCACCAUUUUUUCACUCUGAAUUAGAUGCAUAAUAUCAUUAUGGAAGUUCGGUUCUUACCAUCUAAGUUUUUGUGAAUGGUGCAUGGUAAGAGUAAAGAGACAAUUUAAUUAAAUUUGAUUUUUUUUUUUUUUUUUUAAAAGAUGAACUCUUCCUUUAUUCCAAGAAUUAGGAAGAAAACAGUUUAAUAUUCUAAUUGUUUAGUUUUGGUUCAUUUUCAUGUAGAUAGAGAUUGGAACUUGUAGAACAUUCAUUUAUCAAUUUUACUUGUCUUAAUAAAACCAUCGCUGGCAUCCAAGACA
Molecule: messenger RNA, 1465 nt
Organism: Ziziphus jujuba (common jujube)
Lineage: Eukaryota; Viridiplantae; Streptophyta; Magnoliopsida; Rosales; Rhamnaceae
Product: AP2-like ethylene-responsive transcription factor At1g16060
Exons: 8
Coding region: 115-1197 (360 amino acids)
Biological process (GO): regulation of DNA-templated transcription
Molecular function (GO): DNA binding; DNA-binding transcription factor activity
Source: RefSeq, a predicted model, not a curated record